Rosa chinensis is the source of this 907-nucleotide messenger RNA. RefSeq lists its product as uncharacterized. The record is from RefSeq and is a predicted model, not a curated record. The transcript has 3 exons. The coding region runs from base 70 to 423 and encodes 117 amino acids. NCBI's taxonomy places the organism in Eukaryota, Viridiplantae, Streptophyta, Magnoliopsida, Rosales, Rosaceae.
UAAUUAUAAAAUGUAGAAAUUUCUCUUUAUUUGAAUUAUUUCUACUCGUUUAGAGAGAGAGAGAGAGAUAUGGCAGCGGCGUCGUUUAGGUGGAUACUGCAGCUGCACAAGGACGUGCCCAGAGCUGCUCGGUUCUACUCGGAAGGCUUGGACUUCACCGUGCACGUCUGUACUCUUCGCUGGGCUGAGCUUCAGUCCGGUCCACUCAAACUCGGCCUCAUGCAAUCCCCCAAUGACCAUGUAAUGCAGAAGGGACACUCUUCGCUUCUGUCGUUCACAGUGACAGACAUUAAUCAAACAAUGACGAAACUAAUGGCAUUAGGAGGUGAACUAGAUGGUCCUAUCAAAUAUGAAAUCCAUGGCAAGGUUGCAGCAAUGCGCUGUCUUGAUGGGCACAUUUUAGGCCUCUAUGAACCUGCAUAGGAGCUCCAGAUGCUACACCCUUAAGAAUGCAGCUAGACUUUGAGCUUUUGUUAUGGCAUCUUGAAAUCUUCUGAACACGUAGAGAAGAUGUGAGAGAUUUCUCCUUUUUUCGGGUUUCCUUCAACAAUUGAUAGGGUUUGUUCAUCGAGGUCUAUCACUGCUGUGCAUAGAGUGUAAAGCGUUGGACCUGGAAACACGGCAAGCAGUUUAAUCAGGAAUAGGAAUAUCUUGGAGGAAAAACUUUCAAAUUGUGUUGUGUUCUAAUAAACACCUGUCAUGUAGAUGGGGUAUGUUGGCUCGUCUGUAUCUCCUAGAAGUGACAGGACAUCUUCUUUGGAGCCUUUAGGUAGCAUAGUUGCUUUCCUUUGCCUUGUUAAUGAAUUUUCAUCAUGUACCUUCACAGAGAUCCUUGAUUUUAACUAGGUGAAUAUGAAGAAACCUAGAUUCUUAUUACCAUUAUUAUUGAUCCAUCGAUUUGAUACUA